AUGAGCUUCCGUCAAGCCCUCAGACCCUUCCGUCGCACCAUGUCCGGUGAAAAGAUCUACGAAGGCGUAUUCGCCGUCCACAAACCCCAAGGCGUCUCCUCCGCCGACGUCGUCCGCACCCUCCAAACGCACUUCAACCCCUCCAAGCUCUUCGCCCCCUGGCUCGCCGACGAGCGCGCCCGUCGCGCCCGCGAAAGCAACUUUCAGCGCAAGCGCCGCCGCACGCAGCGUCUCGACGUCAAGAUUGGCCACGGAGGCACCCUCGACCCCCUGGCGACCGGCGUUCUCGUCGCGGGCGUCGGCAAGGGCACGAAACAUCUGAACGAGUUCUUGGGAUGCACCAAGCAAUACGAGACCGUUGUGCUGUUCGGCGCCGAGACCGAUACCUAUGAUCGACUGGGAAAGGUGGUGCGCAAGGCGCCCUACGAGCAUGUGACGAGGGAGAUGGUGGAGAAGGCAUUGGAGCAGUUCCGUGGGAAGAUCAUGCAACGGCCACCGAUCUUCUCGGCGCUCAGGGUCAAUGGAAAGAAGCUUUAUGAGUAUGCGCGCGAGGGCAAGGAGCCGCCGAUUGAGAUCCAGAAGAGGCCGGUUGAGGUCACGGAUUUGAGGAUCCUGGAGUGGUAUGAGCCUGGGACGCAUGAGUUUAAGUGGCCGGAGGCUGAGGCUGAGGGCGAGGAGAAGGCUGUCGCGGAGAAAUUGUUGGCGAAGGAGGACGAGUUGCCCGUUGUGGAGAAGGAGGGUGAGGGAGAAGGAGAGGCCUCUGCGAAGAGAAAGUCCCCGCCUGCGGAGGAUGCUCAGGAGAAUGUUGAAGGUGGUGAUGCUGAGUCUGCUCCAUCGGCGAAGAAGCAGAAGGUUGCGGAGGGUGAGGCUGCUCCUGUUGAGCCGGCCGAGCAGGAGUCUUCGGAGGCUCCCAAGGAGGAAGCUAAGGAGGAAGCCUCCGAGUCCAAGCCCCAGUCCCAGCCUCAGCCGGCUGCGGUGAAGAUCACCAUGACGGUGUCGUCUGGUUUCUAUGUGCGCUCGUUGGCGCACGAUCUGGGCAAGGCGGUCGGAAGCUGCGGUCUGAUGAGCUCGCUCAUCCGGUCCCGUCAGGCCCAGUUCGAACUUCACCCGGACAAGGUGCUCGAGUACAAGGACCUCGAGGCCGGCGAGGAGGUCUGGGGUCCCAAGGUUCAACAGUUCCUUGAGGACUGGGAGGAACAGCGACUGGCUCGGCCGUCGUCCCCGCGUUCCCCGAAACAGAAUUAG
Molecule: messenger RNA, 1245 nt
Organism: Aspergillus luchuensis
Lineage: Eukaryota; Fungi; Ascomycota; Eurotiomycetes; Eurotiales; Aspergillaceae
Product: pseudouridine synthase PUS4
Exons: 2
Coding region: 1-1245 (414 amino acids)
Biological process (GO): tRNA modification; mRNA pseudouridine synthesis
Cellular component (GO): mitochondrion
Molecular function (GO): RNA binding; pseudouridine synthase activity
Source: RefSeq, a predicted model, not a curated record